This is a messenger RNA of Lachancea mirantina, 1158 nucleotides long. The record is from the annotation of a GenBank genome assembly. NCBI's taxonomy places the organism in Eukaryota, Fungi, Ascomycota, Saccharomycetes, Saccharomycetales, Saccharomycetaceae.
AUGCGUGAUUCUUUCGAGAGCGCUGAGAAGAAACCUGUCAUCAGGCAGGCUUCUAGACAAUUCCCUUUAACGCCUCCCGCUUCGACUAAGAAAGAGACCUCGAACAAUGGUCUUAAGAGCACAGUAGUCGUCCCGAAAAGUUUAUUGCCGAACCUCAAAUUCGAGAGCAGAAAACGUCGAAAACCACCUCUGAGACGCAGGCCGCCCAAGAACUCCAUCUACGAACUCAGAACUGGAUUCCCUCGGGUAUCUGACAAAAGAGAUAAUAAAUUGAUUUCUGAUUGUGUCACACAUGCUCUGCAAGAAAGUCAAAGAAUCGUUGUAGUCGCAGGUGCUGGUAUAUCGGUGGCGGCAGGCAUACCAGACUUUAGAUCUAAUGACGGCCUUUUCGCUACGCUGAGAGAUGGGAAAUUGGCAUCAGGUAAAGAUCUUUUUGACUUUAAUAAAGUUUACUCCGAUGAGGAAAUCGGAUUAAAGUUUAACAAAAUGAUAAUUCAACUGUACCAUCAGAGCACAGAAUGUCAGCCUACCGAAUUUCAUCAUCUCAUGGACCGCAUAGCGGGCGAAGGACGACUACGCAGGCUGUAUACACAAAAUAUCGAUGCAUUGGAACAUAAACUUCCCUCACUCAGCCCCAUGUCGCAGAAGAAUGCUCCGGUUACGAUACAGCUACAUGGAAAUGUUCGCGAAAUGUUCUGCGUCAAGUGUUCUAAGAUAUAUGACCUUAAUUCUGCGAUUUUCAAAUGUAACGUAACAGAGGAGAGUAAAGACAUGGUUCCCUCUUGUCCUGAAUGUCAGGAAUUUGAAUCUGUCAGGGCAGUUGCUGGGCUUCGAUCCCAAGGUGUAGGUAAACUGAGGCCGCGAGUCGUGCUUUACAAUGAGGUACAUCCUGAUGGAGACGCAAUUGGUGCUAUCAUUUCGAAAGAUCUAAAAACUAGUCCUGACUGCCUAUUAAUAGUGGGUACCAGUUUCAAAAUUCCAGGCGUGCGAACACUUUGUCGAGACUUUGCUAGAGUAGUUCAUAAAAAGAAGGGCUUCGUGGUAUGGAUCAACAAGGAGAUCCCGUCUAAGAGGGAUCAGGAAUAUUUGGAUUUUAUUGAUGUAAUUAUUGUAGGAGAUUGUCAAGAUGUUUGUCACUUUAUGAAGCGCUCCUGCUGA